This is a messenger RNA of Triplophysa dalaica, 455 nucleotides long. Its product is annotated as histone H2B-like. Gene Ontology annotation, cellular component: nucleosome. Gene Ontology annotation, molecular function: DNA binding; protein heterodimerization activity; structural constituent of chromatin. The record is from RefSeq and is a predicted model, not a curated record. NCBI's taxonomy places the organism in Eukaryota, Metazoa, Chordata, Actinopteri, Cypriniformes, Nemacheilidae. Bases 9 to 383 code for a protein of 124 amino acids. The transcript has 2 exons.
GAAGCAUCAUGCCUGAACCAGCCAAACCCGCGCCCAAGAAGGGCUCUAAGAAGGCCGUCACCAAGACCGCCGUUAAGGGAGGAAAGAAGCGCAGAAAGUCCAGGAAGGAGAGUUACGCCAUCUACGUGUACAAAGUGCUCAAGCAGGUCCACCCCGACACCGGCAUCUCUUCCAAGGCGAUGGGCAUCAUGAACUCUUUCGUCAACGACAUCUUCGAGCGCAUCGCCGGUGAGUCGUCUCGUCUCGCGCACUACAACAAGCGCUCCACCAUCACGUCGAGAGAGAUCCAGACCGCCGUGCGUCUGCUGCUGCCCGGUGAACUCGCCAAACACGCCGUGUCCGAGGGCACCAAAGCCGUCACCAAGUACACCAGCUCCAAGUGAAUGUGAAUGAUGAUGAUGAUGAUGAAAACUCACGCGCUCUUCCUGCACAGAUGAUCUGAAGAAGAAUGACAG